This is a messenger RNA of Oryzias melastigma (Indian medaka), 3447 nucleotides long. It is a transcript of the gene ntmt2, whose product is annotated as methyltransferase like 11B. Gene Ontology annotation, molecular function: N-terminal protein N-methyltransferase activity. The coding region runs from base 548 to 1420 and encodes 290 amino acids. Gene Ontology annotation, cellular component: cytoplasm. The record is from RefSeq and is a predicted model, not a curated record. NCBI's taxonomy places the organism in Eukaryota, Metazoa, Chordata, Actinopteri, Beloniformes, Adrianichthyidae. Gene Ontology annotation, biological process: N-terminal protein amino acid methylation. The transcript is spliced from 4 exons.
ACACAAAUAAAAUAAUUUAUUCAUCAUUUCAAGUUGCAUCGUUGUAUUUGUAUAUUGUUGAUACUAGAGUAUACAUUUGAAUACACAUUUGCAAGUACACAAGGUGUAUUCUAUGAGUUACAAAUGAAGAAUUAUACGCAGGAUCCGUUGAGACUAUGUAAUCUCCAUAUAUCUUGGUUUAAAAGAAUCUGAUCUCCAUGGAUGAAUCGCAUAUUACAGCAUGAGUGCAAACACAAAACAAACCUCCAUCAUAUGGAUAAUCGUGUGCAGGAAUUUGAAGCCUGAACAGUUGCUCCCUUCGUGCUCAAUGGUAACAGGAGAUGUUGGACACAAGGCAUCUACUUUCAAUCCCUCCUUCCUCUCUAAAAUCGAUGCAGCCAGCAGGUGAUCUGAGAUCCUCCGGGCACCGCCUGCUGAAAACGAUCUCUGCUGACCACUGGGCUCUGCCAGAGCGCUCACACAGACGGAUAUAGCAUCAGAGUCCAGAAAACAAGCCCGACCGUUGAGCUUCUUAGCGUUUUAACUGCUGCAGGAGAGCAACUCAAAAAUGGAGAUUCCACUUGAAGAAGAGUCUUCUCCAAGCUUAGAAUACAAAGGCGCUCACCAGGCCUUCAGGGACCGCUGGAAAGAGACGGACGACACCAUGUGUCGCCACAGCAUGUCCUUCCAUCUGCACCACACGCUCAGGAGCGAGUUCUUCGCCAGCUACCUGUACCUGGUGGAGAAGAUUCCUCUGGUGAAGCUGUUUCCUGUCACCUGUGAAUACAUCAAAGGAGAAAAGCAGUUCUACUACAGAGCUCAGAAGUUCUACGAAGAUGUGCCGGCCUCGGAGGAGGGCAUGAUGGGAGAUUUUGUGGAGAUAUCCAACGUUGAUCUGGAAGGUUCCCGUCAGUUUCUGAAGAGGUUUGUGGGUCCCGGUAAAGCGGGGACACAUUGUGCUUUGGACUGCGGAUCUGGUAUUGGGCGUGUGAGCAAAGGAGUCCUCCUUCCUGUGUUUGAGAAAAUGGAGUUGGUGGACAUGAUGGAGCACUUCCUGCUCCACGCACAUGAGGAAUACCUUGGUGACGGUGCAGACCGCGUAGAGACCUACUACUGCUUCGCCCUGCAGGAGUUCACGCCCCCUAAGAACAAGUACGAUGUCAUCUGGUUGCAGUGGGUGGCAUGUCAUCUAACAGAUAAAGACCUCAUGAACUUCCUUAUUCGCUGCAAGAAGAGCCUUCGCCCCAAUGGUGUUAUCAUCAUAAAGGACAAUAUGGCGCGGCAGGGCUGUAAGCUGGAUUCCAUUGACAGCAGCAUUAGCCGCCAUCUGGACAUCAUGAGGGUCAUCAUUGCCAAGGCAGGCCUGGAGAUCCUGGCUGUGGAGAGGCAGGACGGCUUCCCCGAUGUCAUCAUGCCUGUGUGGAUGGUCGCCAUGAAGUAAAAACACUGUUUGUCUCAUGAGUACUUUAGGUUGUCAUUUAGUUGGGCCACUUUCACGCUUAGAUAGACCUGCAGACUUGGUCCAAAUGGACGGAGAAUGCUCGUAAUUUUCACCCCUUCGUAUGGUUUGGCCGGCUUUCGCUCACGGAGCUCUCUGAAACAAACCAAAGACCAAAGCGGACCAAACUGCCAGGAAUUAUUUCUCAGUUCCAAAUGUCGCUCCACCGAGGGAAAUAUUACCCAACCAAAAUGAGAUCCUCACUCUGAAAUGAAGCGUGGUUCAGAAUUCAGGUGACCCUGGACUGGAUCCAACCUGCCAGUCGAUGCAUCCUCAAAUGAAUAUUGCAAAGCUAAAGGUAAAUUCAUGUAAUAUUCAUAAUGCAAGUCAAACCGGGUAGAACACGAACUUAAAUAGGUGAUAAUCAAACAAAGCUUUUGGGUGGGGAUUGACACAAGACAACUGUGGACCGUUUUAAGGAUUAAAUUCCCGAAAUGUCCCUGUAGUUUUACUGAUAGUUUUUCUUAGAAUUAUUAUUAUUUACACAGAUGUUAGAAACACAGGAAAUUUUAACUUAAUGUAGUCGAAAAAAUAUUGCCCAAAAAUAUGAAGCAUUUGAGUAGAGUUCUGCGACAGACUGCUGACCUGUCCAGGGUGAACCCCGCCUUCGCCCCUCAGUAGCCGGGUUAGGCUCCAGCACCCCUGCGACCCCGAAUGGGACAAAGCGGUCAGUAAAAUGGAUGGAUUUGAGUAGAGUUGAUCCUUUAGCACCAGAACGGUUGAUGAUGACGGUAAAUGACACGUUCUUUGAAUUACUAAACCUCAUCAACCAGUUACGCAAUUUAUGUAAUUACUAAGAAUUCUGAAGCUGCUUUUCACAACUUUUGAAUUACACAGUUUGCGUUAACUAUUUUAAAAAGCUACAGUAGUUCAAAGUUCGUCUGUAGCUCUAACGACAGAUGUGGCCGGCAAAUGACAUAGAAUUAUCAUUUUUCUUUUGAUCAGACACAGUUUGAAUCAGUAUCAGUGUUUUUAAUGAUUUUUAUUUAUCUCUAUUAUCAAGGAUUUUUUUACUGAGGAAUUUUUGCAAAGGUUAAAGUAUAUCUUCAAUUCCUUUACACUUUUGACGCUAUUUUAAAUCUCAGAGGUAAUCUAAUUACAGUUUUGACGUUUCUUUAGGACUUGAUUUGAAAAAAAAGAUGAAAGUAACUAAUUGGCAAACAUUUAUUAAUUUGUUAUUUCUUUUGCAACAGUUCUGUUCUUUAUUGCCACUGUUUAUGCCUAGAAAAAUCAAAAUGUCACCAAAAGGACAUUAUGAAUCAAUUAAAAAAAAAAAUUUAAAUAAACUAUCCAGCCGGCAGUCUCUAGUUAAAUAAUUGUUAAGGAAUUUUGAAAGCCUAGAUUUUAAGAGAAUUUUACAUCUUUGUGGCCUAUUUACCAUGCACAACGAGAAAAUGCCUCCAGAAAAGACACAAUUAAACACACUUCUUGUUAAAGGCUAAUAUAUCAGUGUUGCAAACUCAGUAAGAAUUUGAAAAUUGACAUUAAUAUAGAUAUAGGGUAAUUGAUGUAAUUAUAAAUCGAAAGAAAGUAUUUUUGCUUGAGACCUUUCUUCUUUUGAUCAUUUGAAUUAAAUUCACUUUCCAACCAUUUGACUGUGAAUUUUGCAAUGAUUCAUCCAAACUGGUCUGAGUCAACUCUUGCAUGGAAACCAUGAAACUAUCUCGUAAACAGUCAAUGGUCGUUUUUUUUUUUUUUCGAUUUUCUUAAAUUCUAUAUUUGUAGCCAUAGAACUUAAGCAUGUUUGGUGUGAAAUUUAAGAGGGAAGCAUCAGCAAGUAUGUGGAAAUGUGCAUUUGUCCAAAAGAUCAUUUGAAGAAUGACAACAUCUUCAUGCCACUGCUCUGCUUUCAUUUGUCAGUACAGCCAGACUUUUUUUGUGUUUUUUUAUUUUAGAAAUCAUAAAGUGCAUUGUUAUAGUCACUUGUAAAUAUGUUGUUUGUAUUUAAUAAAGUAUUUUAUUUGCUCAUA